UUCCUCAUCCGACUUCUCUCUCUGUUUCACUUCUCUGCGACCCGAUUUUCACUCCCCAAGCUCUCUAUUGUCAUUCGCCGAAACCCUAGCUCCAAUGCCGAUGAAACGCUCUCGAAUCGGCAGGUCUUCAAGCUUCAGAGACACUGGAGUGCUCUCGCCGCCUAUCCAAUCGCCUGACAGCCGGCCGGAGAGGCGCGCAGCUCCACCCUCCGCCGCCUCUGCGAGGUCGCCAAGUAAAUCUCCUAAAGUUAUGAAGCCCUCUGUUGCGGAGAAUUCCACCGAAUCGAGGCCGAUUAUUCUGUCGCUGUCGUCUCCAGUUCAGGUGAAUGUUGGUGCUAGUCAUAAGGAGCCGAUCGGACAAUUUCUCGACAAAUGCUACUAUUGCCAGAGGAAGAUCCGCGAGAACUCUGAAGUUUACAUGUAUAGCUACUUGCGUGCAUUUUGCACUGUUGAAUGUCGUGAAAAGCAGAUAGCAGUGGACAAUAGGAUGGAGAAAGCCUCUGGGAAAUCUGAAGGGUUGCAACUCAGUCCUACGGGAUGAAGAAUGUGAAGUGCCAGUUUGUUUUUUGACCAGAAAAGCAUAUAGACUCUUUCCACCAUACAUAACUAAGUUUGUGUACUAACUGUGGCUGUGCAUAGCUGUCAGGUUUUUGAGAUUGGCUUGCACUUGGCACAGCAUGGUUGUUUGCGUUUAGUACUCUUGGAACAUCUCAGUGGGUUUGUACAGUUGCAGUACUUUGUUUUGAAAGGAAAGCACUAUGUUUCUGAAGUUCAAAUAUUUCAAACUUGAGUUUUAUUUUAGCUAUAAAUUGUGAUGUAAUAUUGUUCUUCGAUAUCUUAUCUGAAAAUUCACCCCACGUGUAUAUGUCCAUUAUUUAUUGGAUCUUUCUCUUCCUGGUGUAUAAAUCAUGCUAAUGUUUAAUGUCAAAAGUCCAAUACCGGCUAAUUGGUACAUAAAGUCAUGAGAGAUAUAUUUAGUAGUUUUUCUUCCCCAAUUGCUUAUUAAGUUUGAAACUGCUGGUCACAUGCUGUCUUGAUUAUCCUGUUUGGUUCUUGUAAAUGGAUGUGUACACCUGAUGUUAAAGUUGGACAGAUUGCAGUUCAUGUUUUAAUUUUAUUUUUCAUUUAUUGUGCUCUAGCUGAUUUGUGUUUGUGUUCUGUUUCUUCUUCUUCUUCUUCCUUAUUUUGGUGGUGUAGGAAUUUAUUCUUCUUCUUCUUCUUCUUCCUUAUUUUGGUGGUGUAGGAAUUUAUUCUUCUUCCUUAUUUUGGUGGUGUAGGAAUUUAUUCUUUCUUGUUUCUACCAAUACAUUUAUGUAAUGGUGAUGGAGUUUAAUAUUUAUCAAAAGUGGGAUGAGCUAGAUUAUGGAAAUGGAAUCAAGAUAAUGUGUCUCACCUAUAUAAUAAAAGGCUAAAAUUCUCCAAUGCUUAUAAUUACAAGAUUCUUUUACCCUCUAUUGAAAUACUUGAGUUGAGUAGGUCCUUUGCUUAUGCUCUGCAUUGAAAUGCUAAUUCUUUCAUAAGCUUAUAAUCUGGAAAUCACUUUCCUCUUGGAGAAUUUGUUGAUAUCAACUUUUGCUUCUACUUCUCGUUUUCUCUUCAUGUAACCAAACUUACUAACCAUUAAAGAAUUUUCCUUCUGCUUCCCAAUUCCCUAGUAUACCCAGUUUUCUUAUUACCUUGAGGUGGUCUACCUUACUUGGGACUCUACUUUAUUGUUCCGUUGGCUUGUUGUUUAUGUUAGGUGGUUAAUGGAUCUUAUUUCUGUUUAAGUUAAAACAUAUUCAGUAAUGUUUUUAAGCACUUCUUAGUUUCCUCUGAAAAACCUCGUGUGAGUUUUUCAGGACAUCAUCUCAUUCAAUAGUCUUCAUUAUAUAGCCUUUCUUUUUUUGGAGGAAAGAUAUUCAUCCAACUAGGAUUUUGGUAUAAGUUUUCCUGUGGAAACUCCAUUGUCACUUGGAUAAAUUAAUAGAAUGGUUACAAGGAAAGAAGAAAGACCUUUGUGAGGUAUUUGUUAUUUAAGAAGCAUGUAUUAUGUUCCCUGGGUGGCAAUUCUAGGUUUCUAGACAAAGGAAUUCACAGAAUUAGUUUACAUGGUUGUGAUAAAUGUACGGUUGGAAAAAUUGGGGGCAUGGAGGGAGUAUCGUGUAAAAAUCUCAUAAUUGGCUUAUAUCAAAUAUUAGGAUAUAGUCUCUUUAUUUCCCAUUUUUAAAAUUUCUUGCACUAGUCCCAGGAAGAGUAUUCUUGGAAAAUUGAAAGAAUUCCCCAAUCCCCAUGUUUUGUUUUCUACAAGCAAGAGAGUGCUGACCAAAUAAACAGGAUAAUGGCUUCAUGGAAAGAUCUAUAAAAAAAUGUUCACCUUAGGAUGGUCAAUAUUCUUAUUUGAGGUUGCUGGUUAAAUUAGACUAUUAAGGAAGGAUCUAAGAAUUCAAUUAUCCUCAAAAUUAGAAGUCAAGGAAAAAAUUGAUGUGGUGAAACAUGGUGGAGAAAGACAACUAGCUAUGGUUGAAUGGCCAGCCUUAAAAAAUUGAUAAAUAAAUACAACUGCAUGCCCGUUAGGUUGGAUAUUUUGUCAUGUUCUGCAAAUGAUAGAGGGUUUUGCUGUAGGAACUAACGAGCAUGAAAUUUGACUGGUAGCUAUUCUUGUGGCUCGUAAUUUGUUUUUCCGUUUUAAUUGAAGGUAGGCAUGUCCUCUUUAAUUGGCUUUCAUGAUUCUAGGUCUCUAUAUAUACUGCAUGGAAUAUGAAUAUAAUGGCAGCUGUUUAAAUAAUAUCUGAUAAGCUAGAAUUCCAUACAUUUUAAGUCAUUUUAUGUACUGUGGUCAGAAAUGGAAGGAUUAAUUACCUUGAAAUGAUGUCUGGAAUUUUUUGUGCUUUCAACAUGUUUUGUUUCAUACAAAAUAUUUCACCUGAGCUGAUCUUAACAAUUGAUAAUUUAAUUUGAAGGAGACAAGUUUGGCUCUGUUUGUGCAAGUGCGGUGGUAAAUCAGUGUCUCACACAUAUGGACGUUAUAAUCUUGCUUGGGGUUUGUAGGAGCAUCUUAACUUGCUUCACAAUAGGGUAAGUGUUCCCUGGUGAUGUUCCCUGUGCAGAAAAACAUAGGAGAGCUUGGCAGUUGGCACAUAUUUUCCGUUUUGGAUCACUUGCAUGAAAGAAAUGAACUGACUUUUAAGAGUUGGAGAAUCCCCUUAUAGAGUUAGAGUUUUUUUAUGUCCAUUUCGUACGGCUGGACAUGAAGGAGAUUGUUUCUCAACCUUGAGAAUUUCCUUAUUUUGUUGAAGUAUGGCAAAGUAGAACUUUCGACCUUCACAUCCUUGAGCAUCUUGGCCUUUCUGGAUCUUAUUAUUAUUUAUACAGGUUGUAUCCGCUUUGAAUGCUUUUAUUAAUAUAGAUGCAAAAAAAUAUACUAGUAUGAUCAGAAAAUUCCAUAAAGUUUAAAAUGUUAGUAGUGUGCUAUGUAGAUUGUCUUACAUCUAGAUAAGUGGAGGAUUUAGUAAAACUACAGUGCCAAUUGAAAUACCUCUUGAACGAUUCUGCAGGUGUUUCGUCCAUUCUUUACUGUGGUGGCGUCAGUGUCUAAAAAAUUUAUGGUUCAUUUCCAUAACUUUCCAGACAAAGAUCUCUGAAAUCCAUUUUAAUAUUUUGAGGGGGGAAGGUUGUUGUUUUGCUGCAUCAUGGCUGUGCUGUUUGUUAGACAACAUAAGGAAUGUGGAAAAAUAAUGUAUAAUACUCUGCUAUUUGUUUUGUGCCUAAAUUUUUCCUACUUCGUAAAAUCAUUUUAAGUCUAGACCAUUCUUGUAAGUCUUUAGGAGUAACAAGUGUUGGUUUUAUGUAUUGGCAGUACGUAAUUGAGUUUUGACUAAAAUUGGAUUGCGGAUCAAGAGGCUAUUUGUCAGAACAUUCUUUAAUGGAGGUUCCGUCAAAGGGUGGUGACCAUAGGGUAAAAACAGAAUAUCUAUAUUUUCCAGGGAUUCUAGCGUGUAUGCCAAUACCCUAGAAAUACUUAUGCUGUUGUGUUGGCAUUUCAUCUUUGCAAUAGAGAAUGAAGUACCUGACCGAGGGGCUUUAUAUAUGCCCACACCUCAUUUUCCACACAGAAUAUCCUAGUCCCUGAAACAUCCUCCGUAAAUUGGAUGGUAAAUCCAGCUGCAUUUCCCACGAGGAUUGGGUUUUUCUCAUGGAUGUUCAUGAAUGCUGGAUAAGAUAUUGAUUGAAAGCUUCCCAGUAAUAAGAUCUCUAUCAUUACAACUAAGUAGAUUACAUGGAGGAUUCCAUGUACAUCUAACAGUUUUCUUUCAAGAGUUGCUGCAAGUUCUGUCCUAUCAGGCAAUGUAUACGGUGCUUUCUCCUCUUCCUUGCUUAUACUUGUGCUCUUAUUUUAUUUCCUAAAACUAGCAUGAGUUAAAUUCUUGUCUGUUCUCUUCUCCUCUCCGUGGUGAUCGCUAUGCUCCAGCCUCCAGGCAGAGGAAGAGGAUUUGAUUUGUUGCUGUGCACAGAAGCUAUACCUAAGCUUGCUAUUAUUCUAUUAUAUCCUUGAACUUUUUAUUCGCCACUUAUUCUCUGAUCUUUUUAUCUUUCAGGUUUCACGCUUGACAGUCCUAACGGUAAUAAUUUAUUAUCAAGGUUCAUUUCACGAGCAAGUUGGAGGAUGUAUGAAUUUCUUCCUAAGGUAGUUGUAGCUUGUGAUAAUCCUUUAUUAGAAUUGGCACCUGCAUCUUUUUGUUUAUAUACCCGUUCUUAGAUGUUAUAUCAUUAUAUAUUUCAUAUUCUUAGAAAUCAGAGUAAAGUACGAAACUAUAAGCUAAAUAGCAUUAAUAGUGAUUGAA
Molecule: messenger RNA, 4823 nt
Organism: Diospyros lotus (date-plum)
Lineage: Eukaryota; Viridiplantae; Streptophyta; Magnoliopsida; Ericales; Ebenaceae
Product: FCS-Like Zinc finger 16-like
Exons: 2
Coding region: 95-541 (148 amino acids)
Source: RefSeq, a predicted model, not a curated record